Messenger RNA from Culex quinquefasciatus (southern house mosquito), 792 nucleotides. It is a transcript of the gene zetaCOP, whose product is annotated as coatomer subunit zeta-1. The coding region runs from base 111 to 644 and encodes 177 amino acids. Lineage: Eukaryota; Metazoa; Arthropoda; Insecta; Diptera; Culicidae. Gene Ontology annotation, biological process: intracellular protein transport; retrograde vesicle-mediated transport, Golgi to endoplasmic reticulum; intra-Golgi vesicle-mediated transport. Gene Ontology annotation, cellular component: COPI vesicle coat. The transcript is spliced from 4 exons. The record is from RefSeq and is a predicted model, not a curated record.
CAAAACAUCCACGUCAAAAGAAUCAAUUCGCAAAAGUUGCAGAAGAAUAAAUUUGUUUUCUGUUAAUUCCAAGUUUUUUGAGGGAUUUCUGCGUAAAUUCACUGUGAAAUAUGGACUCGCUAAUGGAACCAACCCUGUACACCAUCAAGGGAAUGUGCAUUCUGGACAACGACGGCAACCGGAUACUGGCCAAGUACUACGAUAAGAACGUAUUCCCCACGGUGAAGGAGCAGAAGGCGUACGAGAAGAACCUGUUCAACAAAACGCACCGGGCAAAUGCGGAAAUCAUCAUGUUGGAUGGGUUGACCUGUGUCUACAAGAGCAAUGUGGAUCUGUUCUUCUACGUGAUGGGCAGCACGCACGAAAACGAGCUGAUUCUGCUGUCGGUGCUGAAUUGUUUGUUCGAUACGGUUACGAUGAUUCUGAAGAAGAACGUCGAGAAGCGGGCGGUGCUCGAGAACCUGGACAUUGUGAUGCUUGCCUUUGACGAGAUCUGCGAUGGAGGAAUCAUUCUGGACGCGGAUCCAUCGUCGGUGGUAAAGCGAGUUGACCUCCGCAACGAUGACAUUCCGAUCGGCGAACAGACCGUGGCACAGGUCCUUCAAUCGGCCAGAGAACAGUUGAAAUGGUCCCUGCUUAAGUAACUGUGUUCUCCCCCCUCUUGGAAUGUGUGGACUAUUUUACUAACAAUGCGUCUGUCAAGUAUAAGCGAUUCGGUUAAGUCUAACAUUCUAUUAAAUCAUAGUUAAACGAAAAAUAUAUACAUUUUAAAAUACAACUCCGCUGAACCCU